Daphnia pulicaria is the source of this 522-nucleotide messenger RNA. RefSeq lists its product as uncharacterized. Bases 94 to 432 code for a protein of 112 amino acids. The transcript has 2 exons. NCBI's taxonomy places the organism in Eukaryota, Metazoa, Arthropoda, Branchiopoda, Diplostraca, Daphniidae. The record is from RefSeq and is a predicted model, not a curated record.
UAGACUAUAUAAAGCGGAACCGAAGCGGAGGAAAAACGAACACUCUCGUUUUAACUUUCAGCACUCUUUCAACUCUCUCCAUUCUUAAUCAACAUGCAAGUCGUCGCCGUCCUCUUGGUUUGCUUGGCUGCCGCCAACGCUUUCGUCAUCCCAGCCACCACCUUCGUCCGUGCUCCGGCUCAUGACAGCGCCAUCAUCAAGUCCGACCGUCUUGGCGGAAACUUCGCUUAUUCCACUGUUGAGGGCCACGCCUACGCCGCCGUUACCCCCGUCGUCCAGCGUGUCCUCACCCCGGUCGGAGUCUCUCACCACGCCGUUGCCACCCCCUACUACGGUUACCCAGCAUACGGUUAUUCCGGCUACCCUUACGGUUCAUUCGUCGCUCCCGCUGCCGUUGACGCCAAAGCUGGCCAGCCCCUUUUGGUUGCAUAAACAAGAUAUUCCAAGAUGUCAAAUCGAGACUUAUUCUGUUGAUUGAAAUGUUCAUAUUCACGCUUAUUGUAAUACAAAAGAAAAAACAUC